Molecule: messenger RNA, 2361 nt
Organism: Chironomus riparius
Lineage: Eukaryota; Metazoa; Arthropoda; Insecta; Diptera; Chironomidae
Source: the annotation of a GenBank genome assembly
AUGAGUUUUAGAAGCCAUUCUGUUGCACCAACUCGGGUUUUUGAUCAUCUCUUUGAUCCAAUAUAUACAACAUCUGAUCCAAAAAGUUUAUAUAAAGAAAACUGCAUAGCUUUGACGAGAUCUGCACCAAUAAGAGUAUAUCCUGUUUAUAAUUCCAUGUUUUCAGAAUUGUCAUAUGAAGAAAGAAAUUGCUUUGCUUAUCAAAGAAAUGAAUUACCAUUACAUUUUAAAUGCAAUAACUCUCAAAAUAAAAAAUAUUAUUCCGUUGUUGGAAAAGAAAGGUCAAAUUUUUUUUGUAAUCCUAUAAACAAUUGUCGUAGAGUAAAUGUUGGAUUAAUGGCUGACAAAAGUAUAGAAAACAGAAAUAAUAAGGAAGAUAAAAAUGUGGAUAGUACGUUCAUUCAAACUUUAUAUAGGGAAUCAUCAGCUCAAACAAAAUCUUGGUUGCCCGAAUGUUUUACUAAAGAAAUCACAUCAGACAAUAUUCCAGAAGUAGUUUUUGUCGCUGAUAUCAUAGAAUCAGUUUCUUAUCCAGGAAUUAAGGAAGUUGAAAUUGUUGAACGUGCAAGAAAAAGAAGGAUGUGGGAAACGACAUUGCCUCCAAUUAAAGCACAAAGUGAAAUCCCAUCACGAGUAGCAGCAUUGGAAGCCUUUGAAUGGGAAGAAUGGAUUGCGAGGGAAAAGGAUAUAAAUGAAUGCCAACAGGUUCGUCUUAAAAUUGUUUCUGAUCUCAUUGAUAAGAGAGAAGAAAAAUACAAGACAGACACUGAUUUAAAAAUUCAAAACUGCAAAAAAAGAACUCUCACUGAGAGAAAUCAUCAAAAAGAUUUACUAAUUCACAAGUUUCAGAGAAGUAUGAGAAAAAUUGAUAUUUCACAACGUAAGGACACAAUGAGAGAUUUAAAAAACGAUCCGGUAUUACUUCAUUACGAUAAAAAAUCAGAUUAUGCUAUUCCAAAAAUACAAAUGAAAAAAGUAACCAACCUAAAAAAACAAAUUCAAAUCGAGAAUUCUAUUGGAGUUAAUAAAAAUAGACAAGAAUUGUGGAUUCCAAAAAAGCCACCACAUGAAAUCAUACGUGGUGUAUGGAAUGAAAAUUAUUUAAAACGGCUUCAUGAAACAUUAAAACAUUUCCGACAUAAAAAAAAGUAUCAAAAAAAGUUUUUUGAAAAAAAUGCAUCUGUCAAGAAUGAAAACAUUUCAUUAUCAUUGCUUUUACAAGUUACAGAUGACCACGAUGUUAAAAAGUACCAAAAUAAAAUGUUAAUGCAGAAGACGAUAAAAGGACGAGCUAUACAGAGCAUGCUUCAAAAAGGAAUGAAAAAAAUUCAAGAUGUUAUUCAAGAAACAAAAGAAACUCAUUCGAUAGCCUCAGUAAAAAAUAUUUUUCCAGAAGAAUUUUGCCAACAAAUUGAUUGUCAAAAAGAAAUUAUGACAAAAUACAACAAACUUGAUUCAAAAUUGCAUAAAGAUCUAGAAAAAAUUCAAUCAAGUGAUGAACGUAAACUGUUAAACUAUUUUGAAAAAGAGCUAAAUCGAUUGAAUAUUGAAAAACAGGCGCAUGCGCUCUUUUUACUAGCUGAACGAGAACGAUACAGACGUGAAUCUGAAAACUUUAGAGGAACGAGUAGCGAAAAAGAGUUCAAAGAAGAUUCCAUCACUGUUUAUUUAGAAAACAUACUUCUUGAAGGAAUUAAUCGUGCAUUUGAUGACAACUCAAGAGACUUUAUUAGAGAAAUGGCUCGAAAUAUUGAUAAAAAAGCAGAGAAAAAAGAAACAUUUGAUAAGAACGAUGCAUCUCUUUUCAUUCAAUUGAACAAUAUUAGUGACAAUUUAGACACAUUUGAGGUUAAUCAAAAAAGUAUUACCGAACUUCUUAAAAGUAACAUACUAUAUGAAAAGAUGCACACAAUCAAAAAUAAUAAAUUGGCUUCACUCCAAAAACAAUAUUUGAUUAAUGCUCAUUACAGUUUAUAUACAGAGGAAUAUGAACAUUUUAAAAAGGGAGAAGUGCUUUUUCUGUGCUCUUCCAUAUUUAAUGAAAUCUUAGAAAAUGCAACCUUAGUAUCUUUCAAACGCAAAUCAGAUAAAAAAGUAUGUUUGCGUAAACAGUCUGAAGAAGCUGAAUAUUUAGCAGCAAUAAUUGUUGAAGACAUUUUAUAUAGCAUAAUAGAUAAUGAAGAAAAUGAUGAAUUAAACAAAUCAUAUGAUAAUUGGAAUGAAGAUGUCGAUUCAAAAUCUGAGUUUCAAACUAAAAUUAUUAAUGACGAUUUACUGGCUGAAGUUAUAACACAAGAUAUUUUAAAAAAUGCAAUAUUGAGUUCAUCAUCAAGUGAAAAAUCUGAAAAAAGUGAUUUCUAA